UUGCUCGGUUCCGUCGUCAUCUCCCAGGGAGGUGUUGUUCCCCAUAUCGACCCUUCCUUGCUUCCCACAGCAACGAAAAAGGGCAAGGCUCAGGCCGAAGACUAAGACUUGUACCGUUUCCUCAGCAUCACUAUUGCGUCUGUAUUUAUCAUCCACUUGUAUUCUCUUAUCGAUUUAUGAUAAUCGACCGCAUUUCGAUCCGAUCUACCAUCCAUCCCUAUCUCGACAGGAGAAAUCAGGCGUACGCUUGCUCGUUGAAGCCCGGCAAGAUGACCGCAGUACCAUGGUCCUCCUUCUGGUUUUGCGCCGUUGUUCGUUGCCACUUCUGCUUCGCAAACGUCCAAUCUGCUCGCGAUCAGCACGGACAUGAGUAGCAUUGACACGCUCCUGACUUGCCUUCCAUCGUGGGCACAGGGUUGCCGGUCUUUUCGA
Mycena citricolor is the source of this 432-nucleotide messenger RNA. Lineage: Eukaryota; Fungi; Basidiomycota; Agaricomycetes; Agaricales; Mycenaceae. The record is from the annotation of a GenBank genome assembly.